AUGUCUGUUCCGUCACAAACAAGAUCAUAUUCCGCUAGCGAUAUCCGUAAAAAUACAAUACCAGAUGAACAUAGUAUGGAAACUUUAUUACAGCAGGCCAUCAAUGAGCGUAAUUUUCUACGACAGCAAAACGAUCAAUUAUGGAAGAUAAUUGAGAAGCAAAAGACCGUUAUUAACAACCUUCAGAGGGAUAACCAGAAACUCGUAUAUGAGAGAGAUCGACGCCAUUCCAAGCCCAAUGCUCAAAACCGACCAGAAUCUAUUCAAGAAGAUCCAAAGAGGAUGAGUGAAGUUACUCUGGUUAAUAACGAAAUCGGCAUGGUAACUGCCCAAGACAAAGCUAGAGACGAGAAUGUUCAGCAACAUCCCGAACCGCAACAACCAUUCCAACAACCAUCACAGUUACCAACGGAAACGUCGGUAAAAUUAUCUGAACAAAGCCUCCUCGAUAAGCAAGACAGUCCCAAAUCUGAAAGCGAGCAGCAAGAUAAGCCGCAAUCUCAAAAUGCCAGUGACCAAAUGGAUCCUGUUACGAGCUCAUCACCAGUUUUGCCUCAAAUCGACAAUAGCCAAGAUGAUAAAACUGUCGCCGACACUCGUCAGCCUGAGGACAUCAAAGACAAUGAAGCAACCCGACAAUUGUCCGAUGAUGUUGUUCAACGGGAAUUAGAGACCGAACAAGAAUCCACUUUGCAGAUUAACUUGCAAGUGGAUGUUUCUAACGGGAAACCAAUACCUUCACCAGAAUCACCAGUUAUUAUCGAUUUCAGUAAAGAUAAAGAAACAGAGCAUAGAAUGUCUAAACCUUUAAAUGCUCGUCCAUUAAUAAAACAAUUAGAUACGUUAAAGAAGGACCGCAGACACAGCAGGGUACCACCACGUAAAGAUUUAGAACGCGCAGAUUCGCCUUCUGAUAGUUUGCCACCAACUAUAAAAGUAUAUAGCUUGCCUUCAUCACCCAAGAUUAUGAACGUCAUAGAAAACAAGCACAUGUAUGAUCAUUCACGAACAAGCAGCGUACCAUUGGCCUCAACAUAUCCGCGGGAAAAUGAAACUCAAUUACCGAAAAUCAACACCAUAACAGUGGGAUCUCGAGAAUCAAAGUCUACUAGUCAAAUAUCAACCGUUGAAAGACCUCAACAUGAAAAAUCUGCUCAUAUGCUUGCACACGCCAACAGUGACUCCAACCUUACAGCACCAGUCCAGAAAACGAUCAAAACGCACAAAUCGGUUGAUUCCAUGUCGGAAACUCGAUCUCGACAGCAACAGCGAAUGUCGAUGAUGCCGCCCCGAUCAGAAUCAACCGGAACGAUUAAGCCCGUAAUGAGACAUGGGCCAACGAUAGCUGAUGAUAGAGUUUUGGACCCUAAUGCUGGACGAACGUCAUUGUCCGUUCCAACACCAACACCAAGACGGAAUCGUAAUAGUUUUGUUAUGACUUCCAACGAAUAUAAAGUUCCAGAUAAUAUAAACACAGAAAUUCAAAAUCCCCAGGCAAUUAAUCAAAUGCCGCAGAAAAGCCUAAACAUUAAUACUCUUGUAGAUUCCCAUAUACAGAACACACAACAGCCGGAUAGACAAUCAUAUUCUUCAAGAUCAUCUGUAAUUCAGUCACAGCAGAUCAACCAAACGAUUACCAACGAACCCCUUCCCAUGGCUAUCCCGCAAAUGCAAAUUAAUCAAAAGCCUGUUCUGCAAACAGCCUCUGAAACCUCAAAUAUGGAUCUAGAUGAUCUCUCUGAAAUUACCGUCAAAGUAGUCGGGAGUACCAUUCGAACUAACGAGAAAGGCAAGGAAGUACUUAUGUUCUUGGUCGCAAUUGAGCGAGCAGCUACUGACGGAGAGUUAUGGCGGGUCGCCAAGCUAUAUUCGGAUUUCUUGGCGUUAGACUUGAAGUUGAAACAGCGACAAAAAGAAAACUUUGCAAGCAAGAACGCUAAACUACCCGAUAAGAAUCUUUUUUCAAACAAUGCCCCCAGCAAAGUUGAUCAGCGAAAGCUCGCGCUUGAGAAAUAUUUGCAACACGUGAUUUCACUUAAAUGGGAUGAUGAUCAAGAUCUACGUGAAUUUCUCAAAUCAAAUGUAAUCGAACAAUAUACGACCGAAAAUCAGCCUGGUUACAAGGAAGGUUACUUGACAAAACGGGGGAAAAGUUUUGGCAAAUGGAAAACACGAUACUUUGUUAUCAAAAAACCACUUUUGGAAUAUUAUGAAUCGAAAGAUGGCAACCACCUUGGUUCAAUCCGCUUGGCCAAUGCCCAGAUUGGUCGACAACAGAACAAAAAUCUCACGGAUCCAGAAGCACCAGGAAGCGAAAAUGCGUAUCGGCACGCAUUCUUAAUAAUGGAACAGAAAGGCGGUUUAAAAGGACCUGUUAAGCAUAUUCUAUGUGCUGAAAGUGACGCAGAGCGUGACGAAUGGGUUGAGACCCUACUUCAGCAUGUAGGAGUAGAGGAAGAAACUCAAGAACGCAAAAAGGACAAGUCCGGAAAGGAAGCAAAGAAGAAAUUGAGCGUUGUCAAAUUAAACGCUCAAAUAAUGGAAUUUGCUAUGCAACAAGCGCAAACGGAAAUACAUAAUGAAAGGGCCCCUUAUCAACGUCAUGGAACGAGCGAAUCGGUCACCUCUAACUUUAGUUCAGCAUCUAUUACUUAUGAUCAAACAUCUCCGCUCUCGGCAUCUCCACAUUCAGCCUCUCCGCUCUCGACGUCUCCCAAUACUCAAAUACUUUCUUCAAAUAACCUCCCAGCCAAUUCUCAAAACGAAAAUAACUUGCAUCUCGGGCAAUCUCUUCGUGAUAGACCACGCAGUCACACACCUGAGAAUAAGGAUUCGCAGUUGCAAGAAAACUAUAAUCUACAAGCAUAUCAGUCAUAUACCCAAACUCUUAGAGAACCUAAUAUAAAUCUUAAUGCCGGAUCGUUCCGUAAAUCAUUGGAUGAUCCUGACAAAAAGGACCGAAAGGGGGUUCGCAUGACUUUCUUUGGAAAGAGUAUGUUCGGCUACGGAAGUAAAGAGGAGAAAAAGAAGAGUAUUUCAGCAUAUUCGGGGGCUCCUAAAAUCGUGUUUGGGGUGUCUUUAGACCAGGCUAUUGCUGUUGCAAGAAUAAAAGAAGGGUAUGAAUUACCAGCGAUUGUGUAUAGAUGUAUAGGAUAUUUAGAUGCUCAAAAUGCUGCGUACGAGGAAGGAAUUUACCGACUGAGCGGAUCAUCCAAUACCAUCAAAUUGUUGAAGGAGCGAUUUAAUGCUGAAGGUGAUAUCGAUUUAUUGGCCGAGGGGAAUCAAUAUGAUGUACAUGUUAUUUCUGGUCUACUUAAAAUGUAUUUGCGAGAGCUACCUACUCCUGUACUGACUCGGGAAUUGCAUCCUGAGUUUGUUCGUGUCGUUGAUCUUCUUGAUCGCCGAGAACGAAUCAACGAACUUGGUAGGCUCGUAUCAGCUCUCCCAAUUCCAAACUAUACUCUGCUACGCACAUUAAUUGCCCAUCUCAUUCACGUUGUACAAAACUCGGAUAUCAACAAGAUGACGGCACGAAAUAUCGGAAUUGUCUUCUCACCUACUUUGGGCAUACCCGCUGGAGUAUUUAAUCUCUUUAUGGCAGAAUUCGACUAUAUAUUCUUUACAACUUCUGAUGGGUUAGCGGCACCACGAACUAUCGAGCAAGAGCCGGCUGCCGUCGAGUCAGAUCGACUAGACGCACCCCAUCAGCCACUCGAUGAGAGCGCGAAUUCUACUAAUGAACCAUUAUUACCGACACCACGUUACAAAGACAUCCGCGAAGAACUAGGCGGUAGAAGUAACCGCAACAGCGUACACUAUAUGGACAACGUACCUGAAGCAUUAGUUGGACUGGAAAAGAAAAUUACAGAGAAAGUUAUUGCAACAGUUGUUGGUGAUGACGAGGUAAACGACCUCGAUCUUGUGGCAGAGGAAGAGGAGGAUAUGUACCAAGACUCGGUUGACGAGGUUUCUGCACCCCAACUACUUGCGCAAUUUCCAACACCGCCAAUUCAAGACACACGAUCUGCUCCACAGUCUCCACUAACAACUUCUCAACAUCCGCUUCUCCCGCGAUCCAAUUCUGUACCUGUAAGCUCGCACGCAGGGCCAUCACAUAUGCCACCACAACAAACUCCUUCACCUAACGACGAAUUCAUUGCAUCACAAGAUGAUAUGGUGGGAGACAUGGUAACGGGAAAGAAACGGAGACUAACUGUAAGGAAUUAUACAUCACAAGACUCAAUGUUUGAAGUAUAUGAACAACACAGACAGGUAGCAGAAGAAUUUGCAGUUCUUGCCGAAAUCGGAAAGAAUAAUGUAGUUGCUGGUGUAAAUUAUACAUUCGGUACAAAAGAAGCACAGCCCGAAGAAGAUCCAAGCGUAGCAGCACGCUUGCAGAGGCUUCAAAACGAUUAUGAAACAAGCGGAAUGCGUAGGACUGUGGAGGGAGUCCUGGUCGUGCAUGAACAUAAUCAUCCGCAUGUUUUAAUGCUGCAGAUUGCGAAUAGUUUCUUCAAAUUGCCUGGUGAUUAUCUUCGACCAGGUGAAGAUGAAAUUGAAGGCCUUAAAGCAAGACUAGACGAACGGCUUGCUCCCGUUGACAAAGACAAGGCGUCCUCUAAUGAUCAUAAUUCAGACUGGGAAAUCGGGGAAUGCUUAGCCGUCUGGUGGAGACCUAAUUUCGAGACGUUUAUGUAUCCGUAUAUUCCAGCACACGUGACAAAACCAAAAGAGCAAAAGAAAAUCUUCUUGGUGAAUUUACCUGAGAAGAAGGUUCUUUCGGUCCCGAAAAAUAUGAAGUUGCUCGCAGUUCCUCUUUUUGAAUUAUACGAUAAUGCACAGAGAUACGGGCCACAACUCUCAGCCAUACCACAUUUACUGAGUCGGUUUAAUUUUAUUUACGAAAAAUAA
Paraglomus brasilianum is the source of this 4911-nucleotide messenger RNA. The record is from the annotation of a GenBank genome assembly. NCBI's taxonomy places the organism in Eukaryota, Fungi, Glomeromycota, Glomeromycetes, Paraglomerales, Paraglomeraceae.